Molecule: messenger RNA, 2287 nt
Organism: Selaginella moellendorffii
Lineage: Eukaryota; Viridiplantae; Streptophyta; Lycopodiopsida; Selaginellales; Selaginellaceae
Product: pectinesterase
Exons: 2
Coding region: 378-2162 (594 amino acids)
Biological process (GO): cell wall modification
Molecular function (GO): pectinesterase inhibitor activity; pectinesterase activity
Source: RefSeq, a predicted model, not a curated record
AGAAUUUUUUCCGUUUUGUCAUCGGUGACCACGCUCAUGGGAGAGCAGUGCUUGCAGUAGCACGAGUCGCAGAAAAAAUCACGGGGCUCCCACUGGCAAAUAUGUACCUCUUCUUUCCCAGCCGCAUUCUUUCUAGAUUUUCCAGAAUAGUUUAUUCUCGCUCCGUCCAGUCGAGGGAAAGAGCGAGCGAGCGAGUUUUCUUUUCCUUCUCGCAGGCUGGCGGCGAGCUAUGUGACCGGAUUCCUGUCCUUCUAUGCCCCUGCUUUCUUUUCUCUUUCUCUCCCUUGGCACACUUCCAUUCUUAAAACCAGGGGCCGGCUGUUUUUCAGUUGUAUGAGUGUGUGUGCCUUGGUGAUGCAUUGCUCGCUGGUGAGGUGAUGGCUUCUUCUUCUUCUCCUUCUUUCUCGUCGUCUCUACGCAACCACAACGUUGUUUCCUCCUCCUCUUCCUGCUGCUCCCGCUACUGCUUAAGAAAUCUAGUCUUCCUCCUCUUCCUCCUCUGUGCAGCUAAUGUUGUGACUGCCAGUGGUGAUGAUGAUCGCGGCAGGAACUUGCGAGCAAUGAACACCACCGGGAAUAUCAGCCUAGUUUGCCAGGCAACCCAGUUCCCCGACGUUUGCUACUCGUCGCUGGUGACAAGUCCUGGAGCAGCCAAUGCCAAGUAUUCCCAGCAGCUCGUCGGCAUCUCAAUCACCAUCGCCUACCAAGGCGUGAACGAGAGCGACGCCUUCGCCGACCAGCUCAUCCAGGAGUCCACCUCCGACGUAAGUGUCAAGGGCAUCGCUCGGGACUGCAAGGACCUUCUCACGUCCUCCAAGUUCUGGCUCCAGGAAUGCGUCGCCUCCGACCUGGACAAGCAAGUCCAAGACAUGCAGCAAUGGCUCAGCGGGGUUCUCACAUAUCAGACCGACUGUACCUCGUCGCUGUCCGUCGUAAAAAAGACCAAAUUCAUCAAGAAGAUGAUGCACAAGCUCGAGUCUGUCGCCCGUCUCAUCAGCAAUGCCUUGUCCAUGGUUGAUGCCUUCGCCUCUUACGGUUCCAAUCCACAGCACUGGAAGCGCCCGACUCUCCACAAGCGAAAGCUGCAAGCUUCUUUGACUUCUUCUUCCUUCUCGGUCGAUACCACGAGCAAUUCAGCCCCGUCCUGGCUGGGAAUGCACGAUCGUCGCCUUCUCGAAGCCCCCGCUUCACUGAUCUCUCCCUCGGCAAUUGUCUCCCGCACGCCGGACCAGCCGCAGCUCACCAUCUUCACCAGCAUCCAAGCGGCCGUCGACCACGCGCCAAACCACUGCACCGCUCGCUACGUGAUUUACAUCAAAGCCGGUGUCUACGCCGAGAACGUGAGGAUCCCGCUCCAAAAGUCGAUGCUCAUGUUCGUGGGCGACGGGAUGGACAAGACCAUCAUCCGGGGGAGUAUGAGCGUGUCCAAAGGCGGCACCACGACGUUCGCGUCGGCAACACUCGCUGUGAACGGCAAAGGCUUCCUGGCCCGUGACUUAACAGUGGAGAACACCGCGGGACCCGAGGGCCACCAGGCAGUAGCUCUUCGCGUGGACAGUGAUAUGUCGGCCUUCCACAGCUGCUCGAUCCUAGGCUACCAGGACACCCUCUACGCUCACACCUUCCGCCAGUUCUACAGGGACUGCCGGAUCGAAGGUACCAUCGAUUUCAUCUUUGGCAAUGCCGCGGCUGUGUUGCAGAACUGUCUCAUCCGCGUCCGCCCUGGCAACCCGGGCGUGAUCCUCAGCACCGUCACCGCGCAAGGCCGCCUCGAUCCGGCCCAGCCCACCGGCCUCGUCUUCCAAAACUGUACCGUCAAUGGCACCGAGGAGUACAUGCGCGGCCUCCUCGCCGAGCCGCGCAAGCACCUCGCCUACCUGGGCCGCCCCUGGAAACUCUACUCGCGGACGAUCUUCCUCCACACUUACAUGGAAUCGCUCGUCCGGCCCGAGGGAUGGCUGCCCUGGGAUGGAAAUUUCGCCCUCGCCACGCUCUACUUCGCGGAGUACCUCAGCUGCGGCCCCGGCGCCAGCGCCUUCUCGCGCGUGCCCUGGUCGACGCAGCUCAGCAUCGCCGAUGCCCUAGGCUACACCGUCCAGAGCUUCAUCCAGGGCGAUUCCUGGCUCCCAUCCACGAACAUCCCCUUCUUCCACUUCAUCUAGGAUCGAUCCAGCGCGAGGAGCGAUGCCGAUCGAGCGAGGAGCGCUCGGCGUCCUCGGCGCGGCAAUGCCCCCGCAUUUUCCAUGUAAACGAAUCUACACGACCUAAUAGAAUAUGCUAGAGACCA